UUUUUUUAUCAGGUAGAUACGAGCUCCACCAGCCUUUAAAUCCACGGAUCAGGCUCAGAGGUGACAAACACGCUAUCAAGGCUAAAGCGUCCCGUGCAGUCAUGGCCUCCUCUCUUCCUCUCCUCCUGCUCGUCGUGUGCACCCUGAAUGUGGCCCAAUCUCAGAUCCGGGUCUUUGACCUGCGGGCCACCGGUCUGCCCUCAGACCUGCUCGGAAUCUCAGACGGCUACGUGACCAUUUACUGUGCUUCAACCAGUCUGGGGAAGACGUCCGUCCAACACGACACCAUCAACCCGUGGUGGCCGGAGGAGUUCUCCUACUACAAGGCCAAGGAGAACGACCUGCUGAGACUCGAAGUUCACGACAGCGACUUGCUCUUCGACGACCUGCUGGGAGUCUGUGAGCGUCCGAUCAAAGUGGGCACUCACAGCCAUGACUGCUACCUGGCAGAAGGCGGCACCCUCCAUUACUCCUACACCCUCCAGGGACAGUAGCAGGUGUAGUUCGGCUGCCACCCUGGCAGCGUUUGAAACUUUGACACGUCCUCAGCUGAAAGUCCUGUCAAAGAAAUAAAAAUCAUGUACAAGCA
This is a messenger RNA of Cheilinus undulatus (humphead wrasse), 589 nucleotides long. RefSeq names its product rabphilin-1-like. The transcript is spliced from 2 exons. The record is from RefSeq and is a predicted model, not a curated record. NCBI's taxonomy places the organism in Eukaryota, Metazoa, Chordata, Actinopteri, Labriformes, Labridae. Bases 102 to 494 code for a protein of 130 amino acids.